Saccostrea echinata is the source of this 959-nucleotide messenger RNA. RefSeq names its product very-long-chain (3R)-3-hydroxyacyl-CoA dehydratase 2-like. Gene Ontology annotation, biological process: fatty acid elongation; very long-chain fatty acid biosynthetic process; sphingolipid biosynthetic process. Gene Ontology annotation, cellular component: endoplasmic reticulum membrane. Gene Ontology annotation, molecular function: 3-hydroxyacyl-CoA dehydratase activity. The transcript is spliced from 7 exons. The record is from RefSeq and is a predicted model, not a curated record. Lineage: Eukaryota; Metazoa; Mollusca; Bivalvia; Ostreida; Ostreidae. Bases 5 to 715 code for a protein of 236 amino acids.
CAUCAUGGCGACAAAAGGUGAAAAGAAAGACCCAACACAAAGUCCAAGUGCUGAAAACGGCCUUUCAGUGGCAUAUCUUGUUGCAUAUAAUGUACUUCAGAUGAUAGGAUGGACUCUUUUGAUGUUUAAGCUGGUAUAUCACAUGGUUACAGAACGUACAGUGGUGGGAUUGUAUGAUGAAGUUGCAACUUUCCUAAAUACAUUUCAAACUGCUGCAGUUUUAGAAAUUCUUCAUUGUGCCCUUGGGUUGGUGAGAUCCAGAGUAGUGUUGACUGCUUUCCAAGUGUUCUCCAGGGUCUUCCUGACUUGGGCUAUUACAUACAGUGUGCCCUCUGUUCAGAAUUACUAUGGAGUACUUCUGUUUGUAACAGCGUGGACAGUCACUGAAAUCAUCAGAUAUUCAUUCUACUUUUUCUCUCUGCUGGGAGGGGUUCCAUAUUUUAUAGUAUGGUGUCGGUACACAUUUUUCAUCGUUUUGUAUCCAAUAGGAGUUACAGGAGAACUAAUCACUGUGUUCAGUAGUCUAAGAGAAGUCGAGGAGAAGAAGUUGUAUUAUCUACAGCUGCCUAAUGCUGCCAACAUGUCUUUUAAUUACUUCUACUUCCUUAUAUUCUUCAUGAUUAUGUAUAUUCCAGUUUUUCCCCAACUGUACAUGCAUAUGCUGGCUCAACGAAGAAAGGUUAUAGGAAACAUUGAUAAACCUAAAUCGCAGUAAACAUGUCAAAGUGUGUGUAUGAAGACUUAGGAAUACAUGUGUCUCUUGUAUGGACAAAAGCAACAGUACAAUCACAAAAGAAUUUAUCAGGGUGUUAUGUUAUAUGCCAAGAAUUUAUUUCAUUAUGUAGUGAAAAUCACUGAUUGAAAAAAUAUAAAUAUUUUGUCCCAGAUCACUUACAUGAAUAAUUGUUAUAAAAUGGCCUUAGUAUUUUUUAAAAUAAAAAUUAGGAAACUAAAAUAAA